Molecule: messenger RNA, 288 nt
Organism: Guillardia theta CCMP2712
Lineage: Eukaryota; Cryptophyceae; Pyrenomonadales; Geminigeraceae
Exons: 2
Coding region: 1-288 (95 amino acids)
Molecular function (GO): protein binding
Source: RefSeq, a predicted model, not a curated record
AUGCUGCAGCAGUUACAGGACUCGAAGUCCUCCGUCAGCAAGCUGGUCGAGACGAGAGACGAGGAGGGGAACACUGGCUUCAUGAUCGCAGCCGUGCAGGGGCUGAGGAGGAUGUGCAGAGCGCUGCUGGACUUCAGCUGCAACGUGGACGCGCAGAACGUGGAGGGCAACACGGCAUUGCACCUCUGCCAGAUCAAAGGCCAGCACUCGAUGAUCCCCUUUAUCCUCAAGAAGGGAGCGGAUCCCUCCAUAGCGAACUUGCAGGGCAAGACCUACAACGAGUCCUAA